Messenger RNA from Cajanus cajan (pigeon pea), 1659 nucleotides. RefSeq names its product wax ester synthase/diacylglycerol acyltransferase 7. Gene Ontology annotation, biological process: triglyceride biosynthetic process. Gene Ontology annotation, molecular function: diacylglycerol O-acyltransferase activity. The record is from RefSeq and is a predicted model, not a curated record. Lineage: Eukaryota; Viridiplantae; Streptophyta; Magnoliopsida; Fabales; Fabaceae. Gene Ontology annotation, cellular component: plasma membrane.
GAUCAUUUAACUACUGAUAUUGUUUGAGAGUAGAUACAACCACAUGAUGAAGAUGUUUGAUUAAUCACCCAAUAUAUAAGAGAACAUGGACAUACACAUGUUGAAUAUCAUCCAAGCAGUCCAAUUAUUAUCCACCUUCUAAAAUUCAUCACUACAAUAGUAUAAUGGACACCUUGGAAGAUGUUACCGAGCCAGUAAGUCCUAGUGGACGAUUCUUCAACACCCAACUUCUAUGUGCAUAUGUUUUUGGAUUUCUAGAAUCAGAAGUUCCAAUCGAUUUCUCUCAAGCCAACUAUUUGUUCCAACAUGUCUUUCUACCCAUCAAUCCACGCUUCUCUUCCAUAAUGGUGAGGGAUGAAGAAGGUGAAAUGAAAUGGAAAAGGGUAGAGGUGAAACCCGAAGAUCAGAUAAAGGUCCCAACAUUCCCCGAAAACGAGUCACUAGAAUUCUAUGACCAAUAUUUUGAUGACUAUGUGUCUAUGUUAUUAAUGGAAAGAACACCCCAAGACAAGCCACUUUGGGAAAUUCAUGUGAUAAAAUACCCAACAAGUAAUGCUGCUGGCACCUUAAUAUUCAAACUUCAUCAUGCACUUGGUGAUGGUUACUCCCUUGUGGGUGCUCUUCUUUCUUGUCUUCAAAGAGCUGAUGACCCUUCUCUUCCUCUUUCCUUUCCCUCACGUAAACCCUCAGCAUCAUCACCAUCCUCCAAGAAGGGCUUCUUCCUAGGGUUUUCUCCUUUUUCAAACAUGUUCUCAUUCUUCAACUCUAUCAAGGAUUUUGGGUGGAGCAUAGUGAAGAGUUCAAUCGUAGAAGAUGACAAGUCACCCAUAAGGAGUGGUGAGGAGGGUGUUGAGUCUCUGCCUUGUGUCUUAUGGAACAUAUCCUUCUCUCUGGAUGAAGUGAAAACGAUCAAGUCCAAGCUUGGAGUGACAAUAAACGAUGUGAUUACUGGGGCAAUCUUCUAUGGGAUUAGGCUGUACAUGCAAGAGAUUGACAAUAAGGCAGGGAAAGCAAAUUCCACAGGAUUGGUGAUGCUUAGUACUAGGAACAUUGGAAGUUACCAAUCAAUCCAAGAAAUGAUGAAACCUGAUUCCAAAUCUCCAUGGGGGAAUCAUAUUUCUUUCUUGCAUGUACCCAUUCCCAAGCUAAGCCAAGCCAGCCUAUCCAACCCCCUUGAAUUUGUUUGGAAAGCUCAAAAGUUGAUCAAGAGGAAGAGAAGUUCUUUCACUGUUUUUCUUAUUGAAUGGCUUUUGGACAUGGAGCUGAAAUUAAGAGGACAUGAGGCAGUGGCUAAACACAUCUAUGGGACACUCAGAAACUCAAGUGUUGUCGUGUCCAACUUGAUUGGGCCAAUGGAACCUAUGGUUUUGGCAAAUCAUCCUGUCAAAGGCUUGUACUUCACAAUGUCGGGUGGACCCGAGAGUAUAAAUAUUGCAAUUAUGAGCUAUACAAGAACGUUAAGAAUUACGUUGAAAACACAGAAAGGUUUUAUUGAUGAGAAGAAGUUCAAAUUCUGCAUUAUGAAAGCCUUUGAUGUCAUAUCCAAAGCAGCAAUGGAAAUAGCCAUCAAAAUCAAAAGUUAAAUUAUCUACAAAGAGAGGGGUAAUUAAGGAUCUAAAGGAGGGUAUGCUUGAGAGUUUUUUUUUUUUUUUUUUUUUU